This is a messenger RNA of Gastrolobium bilobum, 1535 nucleotides long. RefSeq names its product cytochrome c-type biogenesis ccda-like chloroplastic protein. The transcript is spliced from 13 exons. Gene Ontology annotation, biological process: cytochrome complex assembly. The record is from RefSeq and is a predicted model, not a curated record. Bases 129 to 1172 code for a protein of 347 amino acids. Lineage: Eukaryota; Viridiplantae; Streptophyta; Magnoliopsida; Fabales; Fabaceae. Gene Ontology annotation, cellular component: membrane.
CAACGAAACACAGAUAACCGCCACAACUCAAUUCGUGAGGAUUGGAUUUUUGCAAAUCCCAACAGUUCCGUGUUCCAACGGUAAGAAAGUCUCUGUUUGGUUGCCAAGAAAGUGGUGAAAACGGUGAGAUGAGUUUGAGUAUGAGCUACUCAUGCAGUUAUGGUCUUGGGCUUCAAUGUUUCAGAAUUGCAAACUGCAAUCCUGACCGGGAUAGCCGUCCCGGCAAGCACAUUGUUCCCAUCAAUACGCACAAAAAGCCUUCUGAACCUGACAAUUGUCUUCAAUCAAAGUGGAAGAUUAAUGGCAAUAACAUUUUGACAUUCAUAGGUGCCAUGACAGCGGCAAACUUGGUUGCUCCAAUCACUGCAAAAGCUGAAAUGGCUGCUUCUGUUUAUGCCUUGGCUGAUGGAAGCCUCGGUGAGUGGUUUGGAGGCUUUCUAUAUACAGCUGGACAACAGGCCAACGAAGCUGUGCAGGACCAACUAACCUCUCUCAGUUUCACUAGUUUGGCAGUAAUUUAUGGGGCAGGGCUUGUAACCAGCCUUUCUCCCUGUACACUUAGUGUCUUACCACUGACCCUCGGUUACAUUGGGGCAUUUGGCUCUGGAAAAAGCAAAUCAGAGGUUAUUGGAGAUUCCAUUGCAUUUUCCUUAGGUCUUGCCACCACAUUAGCACUGUUGGGUGUAGCAGCAUCAGUUGCAGGAAAGGCUUAUGGGCAGAUUGGCCAAGGAUUACCUUUGGCUGCUUCUGGUUUGGCUGUAAUAAUGGGCCUGAACCUUCUUGAGAUCAUUGAAUUACGACUCCCCUCUUUCUUUGACGGUUUUGACCCACGUGCAGCAGCUGCGAAUUUCCCAUCAAGUGUACAAGCAUAUCUGGCUGGGCUUACAUUUGCAUUAGCUGCCUCGCCUUGUAGUACACCUGUCCUGGCCACCCUUUUGGGAUACGUUGCUGCAUCCAAGGAUCCAGUGAUUGGAGGAAGCUUACUUUUGACUUACACAACUGGUUAUGUUUCUCCCUUACUCUUGGCUGCUUCUUUCGCUGGAGCGUUACAGAGCCUGCUUUCAUUUCGCAAGUUCUCUGCAUGGAUCAAUCCUAUUAGCGGAGCAAUGCUGCUAGGAGGUGGUAUGUAUACUUUCUUAGAUAGACUGUUCCCAGCCACAAUGGCCAUGUAGAAAAUCUCUUGGCUCUUAACUCGCCGGGACCUGUUACCUGAACAGUUCAAUGUAUAUAUAUAUAUAUAUAUAUAUAUAUAUAUAUAUAUAUAUAUAUAUAUUAUACAAGUACUCAAUUGAAAUAGAAAUUCAAAUAUGAGAUUUAUUGCAUACCACAUCCCCAAUUCUUCCUCCAGAUCAACGUAGAUCCAAGGGUCGAGGUGCUUUUGGAGGAAGAAAAAUCCAUUUUAAGAAACAUAUAAGAAUCUUGGUCAAACAUGAAAAGGUAAUCGAAUAUACUGUAUGAUACUCUGAAACUUGGUCCAAGUUUCUUCCUAGCCAAAUUUGGUGUACAAAACCUAUAUUGGUAGGAAACUUGCUGCA